CCUGCCGGCCUACCCGACUGCACCGAGACAGCCGAACACCUUCGGGGGCGUUGCCGAAGCGGCCGCUUCCCGCCCCCGCGCGGUCCUUCUACCAGCGCCUCGCGGCGGCUCGCCAGUCUAUCCGCUGUUCCUCGAGAGGCUGUGGCACUUGCCUUUGACCUCUGACCAGAGUCGAGUCUCAGAAGCCUCGAGAGCGGCGGCGCUGGGAACUCGGCUCACUGGAGGCCAGACGUUUGCUCGCGGCCAUCUGUCAUCAGGGAGACAAUGCAAUACUUACACAUGUAAUAUCCAAGAUACUUCACUUAAGAUUGUGGUCUCGAGGUUCAUCUGUUUACCUCGAAAUGCUUCAUUUAUCCUCCCUUAUGGCUGAGUAGUAUUCCACUGGAGAUGCUGUUUGCUGCUAAUGGGUGUGAGCAAGUUAGAUGUUCUCUACCGGAGACUUCUCCUCACAAAACUUUUUAUUAGAGGCUGGGGAAGGCCAGAGGAUCUCAAAAGACUUUUUGAAUUCAGAAAGAUGAUUGGAAACCGAGAAAGAUGCCAGAAUCUGGUUUCAAGCGAUUAUCCAGUAUAUAUUGAUAAGAUUGAAGAGCAGUCAGACUGUAAGAUCCUAGAUGGACACUUUGUUUCCCCAAUGGCCCAUUAUGUACCUAAUAUCAUGCCAGUUGAAUCUGUUAUUGCAAGGUUCCAAUUUAUUGUGCCUAAAGAGUGGAAAAGCAAAUACAGACCUGUGUGCAUUCAUCUUGCUGGAACAGGAGAUCAUCAUUACUGGAGGCGACGGACACUAAUGGCCCGUCCAAUGAUUAAAGAAGCCCGAAUGGCUUCACUGUUGUUAGAAAACCCUUAUUAUGGCUGCAGGAAGCCCAAGGACCAACUAAGGUCCAGCUUAAAAAAUGUGUCUGAUCUUUUUGUGAUGGGAGGAGCUCUUGUUUUAGAAUCUGCAGCUCUCUUGCACUGGCUAGAGAGGGAAGGUUAUGGACCUCUAGGAAUGACCGGAAUAUCCAUGGGAGGACACAUGGCCUCCUUAGCAGUAUCCAACUGGCCUAAGCCCAUGCCAUUGAUUCCAUGUCUGUCUUGGUCCACAGCAUCUGGAGUGUUUACUACGGGUGUACUGAGUAAAUCGGUGAAUUGGAGGGAACUGGAGAGGCAAUACUACACAGAGACAGUUUAUGAAGAAGAAAUUAUUCACAUGCUUGAAUACUGUGGAACAGAUUCUUUCAAAAUGGGACAAGAGUUUGUGAAACGCUUCCCUAGCAGUGCAGACAAGUUGGUUUCCAGGAGUUUAAAUUUAGAUAUGACAAACCAGGUUGUGUCCCAACAACCUGCUGAGUGCCAAACUUCUAGUAAAACAUCUAUCAGUGCGACAUCAGAAGGACUCUUACUGCAAGAUGCCUCUAAGCUAGACUGCCUGAAUCAAACACUUGCAACCAACAAAAGUAAUUACACAAGUUACCGCCCUCAGUCAUACCAGGUCCUUAGCCAAGAACAAAGAAGAAACAAUCUUCAAAAAGAAUCUUUAAUAUUUAUGAAAGGAGUCAUGGAUGAAUGUACUCAUGUAGCAAAUUUCUCAGUUCCAGUUGACCCAAGCCUCAUUAUAGUGGUGCAAGCCAAGGAAGAUGCCUAUAUUCCACGAACAGGAGUUCGAAGUCUACAAGAAAUUUGGCCCGGUUGUGAAAUCCGCUAUCUAGAAGGGGGUCACAUUAGUGCUUACCUUUUUAAACAAGGGAUCUUCAGACAAGCCAUCUAUGAUGCAUUUGAACGCUUCCUUCAUAAAUACGCUAACUGACAGGAUUGCUGUAUUACAGUAAAGCCAGGAGCAGCCAUCGUGUUUCUUAGAAAAGGAAUUUUUGGACUAGGGAGAUAGCUCAGUGGCAUAUGCACCUGCCUGACAAGUGCAAGGUCCUGAGUCAAUCCCUGGUAACAAAAAGAAAAAAAAAAAAAAAAAGAAAGAAAAAAGGAAAGAAGAAAAAAGGAGUUUUCAUCCUGUGAUGAUGUGAAGAACCAGCAAACAGCAUUAUAGAUCUCAUUUCUACCAGUGUAAUCUGUAAUUCAGUGUUACACAUCAGUUAUAAACUUUAAAUACACUUCAAUACUUUCAAAACAAUAUUUCAAUUAAAUAAUUUGAAGUAUUUUGCUAUUUUGUGGGAAUCCCAUUAUUCAAUAUCUAGUCUGUUAUUAUAUUCAUGAAAACAUUUUAAAUUGAGUAAUUUAUUUAAAAUAAUUUUAUUCAUAGAAUAAACCCUCUUGGUUUUUAAUGGAAUUUCUAAAACAAAGAACAUUGUAAUAUAUCAGCCUGUACUGUGUAUACCCUUAUGACGUUUCUGCAAACUUGUGAGAAAUAUAGGUAUUUGGGAGGGGGGAUGCAUGGUGAAUUUAUAGUCUUGUUUUCAAUUGUAGUUAAUUUUCUGCUGUAGAAUUACUUAUGUGUAAAAUGUCUGUUAAGUUUGUAUUCUAAACAUGCUGACAGCUUUGUAGAUAAGUACUUUUAGUAAUUAAAAUGAAUGUUGAACUAUAGAUAAAAUCAG
Octodon degus (degu) is the source of this 2522-nucleotide messenger RNA. RefSeq names its product abhydrolase domain containing 18 (gene Abhd18). Lineage: Eukaryota; Metazoa; Chordata; Mammalia; Rodentia; Octodontidae. Bases 404 to 1783 code for a protein of 459 amino acids. The record is from RefSeq and is a predicted model, not a curated record. The transcript has 14 exons.